CCCAUGGCCCGGUCUAGGGUCGGUCCCCCGUGGCGCAGGCUAGCUACAAUUGCUCUAACAAACAAACAUGCUGCAUUUUGCACAGAGAGGCACACCGAGACAACGUCUGCUGGCAUUGCAUCCUCUUUUUACUCGGUCAAAUCUUAUCUUCCACUGUAAAGACCAUCGCCUACCAACUUAUCUUGCUACAUGUAAUAUACAAGUAUCGCACGCUUGCUCGAAACCCCGUUGCCUCUUCCUUAACGCUUUUACAAGGCUGCGGUCUGUGAUAUGCGAUAAUGGAUCCUGUUUCUUUAGCCGGCCUUGGUCUUGGUGCAGCUUCAAUCACUUUUCAAAUAUUUGAAGGGAUUAAGAUGGGUUACGGGAUAUUUGAGGAUGCGGCCGACAUGCCAGAGCACUGUGAAUCGCUAAGGCUGAGGCUGCGGCUCGAAUGCACUCGCCUCCUAGACUGGGGCGAUCUUUCUGGCCUUUCGGAACCCGAGAAUCAUUCGAAGUUCGAUCGGAAGCUAAAAGCAAAUCGGGCAACUAUUAUAGCCCUUCUGAGCGAGAUGAAAAUGAUAAUCGACAAGAUCCAGAAGAUAAGUCUACGAUCUGACUGUAUCCUGCUCCCCGGCAUCGACAUCGCAGCGGCCCAAGGAACUAGUAUGGCUAAAGAGCUGCAUCUAGCUAAUGGGAAAGAAGAUCUUAAGGGCGUCGACAUAGAGCAGUUUUGCAGCAUUCUUAGGCCCAUGGAGGACCAGCUCAACAACAAGAAGAGAACCCUAUUAACAAGGAGUUUGAGACGAGUUGUAGAUAUCGGCCAGGGUAUAGCAGACGUUGCUAAACAGCCCGGCCGCAUUCGCUGGGCCCUAAGUGAUAAAGAAGCAUUCCAGACCCACGUUAGGCGUCUAAAGGAGCUAACAGACUACCUACAUGAGACUCUUGGUGAUCACCAGAUGAGCAUCCUGAUUGAACAGACGAAGGAGACGUGCAUGGCUAUGCUGCAGAUGACGAGCUCCAUUAGCGAGAUGAAGGAGCUUAUUGAGGCAGUCGAGAUUGCAACUAGCCAUGCCAGUAUUGAGUCGGAAACACGCGCCUGGCUGCCUCUUGGUGACUUUGUAGAUAGACAAGCUUCAGUCAGCGAGUCUGUCUCAACAAUCUCUAUACUAGAGCGUCGAGAGACGCUAUUUACCCAGCUGACAGAAUUUCGAUAUCAUGUAGCUAGCCUACAAAUUGGUGUGCCAAAGAAUAGAGAGGUAACGGGUCUUAAACUCCAGGGGAGGGAGCUAGAUAAUCUAAAGUUCGACCACACCAGGGCGACAGGCAACGGCCGGACCCCGGCAACCUAUCUGGGAGCGGCAGCUUGGGUAGAGUGGAAGGCCUACCGCAUCACUCGACAUAAAGAUGAGCAUGGCAAAUUCUAUUACGGCCCUACGCCUCUCGCCACGGCCAACCUAGAGCGCUUAGCAGCCAUUCUCCACAUAGACAAGCGGCCAACACAGUUCCGCGUGCCGCUAUGCGCCGGAUACUUUGAUGACGAAAUCAACGAGCGCUUUGGGCUUAUCUAUCAAGUGCCCUACGCAACACCGCAGUUGGCAGAAACCAUCUCUCUAUCCCAACUAUUGCUACAGCAAAAUAGCCUCCCCCCUCUCCAGAGCCGCAUCCGUCUUGCCAAGGAGCUUGUGACCUCUCUCUACUUUCUACACGCCGUCAACUGGCUACAUAAAGGCCUCCGCGACGAAAGCAUACUUGUCCUAACGCAGAAUGGACGUCCGGACUACUCCCAGCCAUUCAUCAGCGGCUUCGAAUACUCCCGCCCGGACGAAACUGACCUUACUACGACCGCGGCUCCGGAUACUUGGGCUGUAUACGCCCAUCCAGACUACCAGGGCUUCGACAGGAAGACUUACCGCAAGACCUUUGACAUUUACAGCCUAGGAAUUAUCUUGCUUGAGAUUGCCUUGUGGAAACCGGCCGAGGAGAUUCUCGGCUUUGGGCAGCCCUCUGUGUCUACUGGAGAGAAGAACAAAUCUCCGGGAACAAUGGACGAGUCUCAGGAAAAGAAGGUUUAUUCGAAGGAUUCUCUACAAGAUCUCAAGAACAUCAGGAGCCGCCUUCUCAUAGACGAGCCGUCUCUGCUCGAGCAAGUCCGCGCGACGAUGGGAUCUCGGUAUCACGACGCGGUGAAAUCCUGCAUCGGUGGUCUUGAGUAUUUCAACCUUCCGACUGAAGCCGACGAGACUAGCCCAGUCAUAGCGACUCUACUCCAGCAGGCGUAUCUCCGUUUAGUGGUGGAUAUCUUACGAAGUAUCAGAGUGUGAUCAGUAGCUCGUUGCCUUAGCUAGAUCGCACCGAUAGUUCUCUUUAGUAAAUAGGUAUAAGUCUUCCACGGUGAGUGCGAACUUUGUCAUCUGUGGAUGGUUUAUAAGUUUUGGCUCCAGAAGCCAUCACUUAUCGUGGGGAUACACAAGUGGAGGUGUAUAGCAAGUAGGGAGCCCUCAAACCAGCCCUGUACGCCACCACCACCAGGGAGCGUGUUAUAGGUGUGCGAGAUGGACCAACCAAAGACGGCAGUUGUUGAGAUUCCGAUGGUGUAACAUUGCAAGCGGAGAGUCAAGAGAAGGAAUUCGCCAACAGGAGAUAUUAUUUUAUUUUAAAGAAAUCCACGUCAAACUAAUGGAUAUCCACAGCAAAAUUGUCUUAACAGAGACCUCUCACUCUCCACGACAGCAUGGCUCUGGUUAUUUUCAGGAGAUCUUCCAAAGAUCCACAGGACGAGGAUCCACAACCGCUGCGAAAACGAUGUUGGAGCGAGUAGCCGCGAUCAGAUAUUCUCCACCACCCACCUCCUUAUACCCCAUGACUUUUCCACCCUCGUUACAAUUUGUAAAGAUCCAUUGCAGUCCCAGUGCCGCAUCCCAGCUACAUCUACCAGUUAGUUACGCGAGCCAGAGAGAAAACCAAGCACGGGAGAGUAGGGAAGGAAGUAUGUAACUCUUACCACUUCGCGGUAGAGAAAACGUAUGGAACGUCCCAACCCAAAUUCGCUCUAUGUCCGUUCUUGUUUAACCCACUAAUCUUAGCGCUGCCAAUCCUGCAGAGUUCGCGUUCUCUGCAGGUAUAGUCGCCGAGGGCGACGAGGUAGUUGUAGCACGCAAUUACGUCGUCGACGUUGGCGGCAUAUUCGGAUCCCUCGCUAGAGCUACGGCAGCGGGUGUGCUGUGUGUAUUUAUCAUCAACCCGGGUCGCGACUGUGGAUGGUUGGUUAGUUCGUUUGCUGGGGUGAUAAAAUGGGGUGCGGGAGUGGGUGG
This is a messenger RNA of Pseudogymnoascus verrucosus, 3290 nucleotides long. RefSeq lists its product as uncharacterized. The record is from RefSeq and is a predicted model, not a curated record. The transcript is spliced from 2 exons. Gene Ontology annotation, biological process: protein phosphorylation. Bases 279 to 2300 code for a protein of 673 amino acids. Lineage: Eukaryota; Fungi; Ascomycota; Leotiomycetes; Thelebolales; Thelebolaceae. Gene Ontology annotation, molecular function: ATP binding; protein kinase activity.